This is a messenger RNA of Penicillium egyptiacum, 1476 nucleotides long. NCBI's taxonomy places the organism in Eukaryota, Fungi, Ascomycota, Eurotiomycetes, Eurotiales, Aspergillaceae. The record is from the annotation of a GenBank genome assembly.
AUGGAUCACAAUCGCCUGAUUCAAUGCCAGGGCGAUAAUCUCGCUUAUAUCAAGCACUUAGAAUUACGCAUUAUCGAGCUUGAGAGUGCCUGCUCGUCCCGUUAUCCCGAGUCCCCGGGAAGUCAGCAGCAGAUAAGUGGACAGUGCAGACCUUGCGAGGUCUGCCGGAACCUCGAUCAUUACGCACAAGAUGUCGGUGCUUCCCAAGAAAUAUCUUCUGAUAGUAUACGACUGGCCUCUGAAAGUUGUCACGACAAUCAAUCAAGUCAACACAACAACAGAGCCCCAGGGAGUACAUUCGCCUUCAUCCCAUACGAGCCAUCAGUGACAACGGAAUCCCCAGUCACAACAGACUCUUCCACGCUCACCCAUUCCGCAAAACAGCAAUGGAGUCGUUUGGUUUCGUUCACAUCCUCACUUAAUGAUCUACCCAGAACUUCUCAUUGGAAAAAGUGGACCUCCACCAGUGAAGGUCAACGAAAGAAUAUAGUUCUUAGCUUGGUAUCCGGUUUAGCCUUCCCGAAUGACGAUAACCCGAUAGCACCCGAGCUGCCUGCCCCUAUAUCCAUCCUGCUGGAAUACAGCAAAUCCAUGGAGCCGGCAGAACCGAAGUGCGCCUCGGCGAAAUCAGCAAAAAACCGUCCAUUUGCAUGCUUCCAAGAGCUUAUCUUCUGUUCAAUGUGUGCGGUCGCCUUAGAGGUCACUCCGAAGAAAAUUGUCUUUGAAGCCAUGCAGUCUGUUUUCCAGUCUGACGCCGAAUCUAAGUCUCUUAGGACACGGAUCCAUGGUGCGAAAUGGGCAAACCGAGCCAUUUACCUUUUAUCACGCACUGAAUGGGGCUCUCGUAGCUGGGACCUUAUCUAUGCCGCCAAUAAUCAAGUCAACUUUUAUCGACAGUUCAACGACUACUCCAUUACACCCGAUGACUUGAUAACGAGGCUGAAGAUAGAGUUCAAUCCAGAGGAUACUCAAACUAUAUCAGUACCCCUCGCUAUCCCUUCAAUCAUACGAACAAUUUUUAGAGAUCUAGUACCGCUCGAAAAGAUUUGCGAAUGCCUAGGAUAUGAGCUUCGUGAUUAUAAUAAACUUGACCUUUCUGGUCUUGAAAGACUUCUUGUCGUGUCAGCCAACACCGAGCCAAACGACGCCGAUCCAACGAACACCGAGCCAAACGACGCCGAGCCGAACGACGCCGAGCCAAACGACGCCGAGCCAAACGACGCCGAGCCAAACGACGCCGAUCCAACGAACACCGAGCCAAACGACGCCGAGCCGAACGACGCCGAGCCAAACGACGCCGAGCCAAACGACGCCGAGCCAAACGACGCCGGGCCAAACAAGAAACGGAAAAACGGGCCACUCAAAACUUCGUCGAAAAGGCGCUGUCGGGAUGUAUCAUCUGGCUCACCAGAAGGUAGGAUGCCAUCGAAAAACUUACUUUUUUUCGGGACUGAUCUUUAUAGGUCAUUAUUUUGA